AUGCUGACCAACUGCGAGAUAUCUGCGACGGCUAUUGAAACCAUCCCGAGCACAAACUUGUGUCGGGACACAUCUCUGCAUGACAAAUCAGGAGAUUGUAUGGAUAUUGUUGAUAUAACAUACAUGGGUAGGACUAUUAAAGGAACUGUGUACACGACCCAGGGAUGGUACAACAUUCCGACGAGAGUUGGCCAGAAGUUCGAAUAUGCUCAGAUGGAUCCAUCCCAGCCAAAGGACAACCAAUGCACCACAGAAGACCAUUUUUAUAUCAUUGAGAAGCAGACCGCGCAGCACCCACUGCUAGGGCAAUAUGCAAUUCCCACGCAGUAUAGAAAUAUCGCGGGUCGAUUUUCUCGAGAGGACUUCGAGGCAGUGUUGGAAACACUGGGUGAAAACGAAAAAGUCCUCGAUAUAGGAAGUGGGUACGGAGGUGAGUCUGGUUAUGUUUUGGAUGAAGCUACCUAUGCUUAUACCAAAGAUAGAAUUGCCAGUAAAGCUCCUCAAAAAAUCAACGUUGAAAUCCUCGAAGGCGUCGCUAAGAAAAUUCCAUUCCCAGAAAAUAACUUCGACGCUGCUGUAUCAACGUGGAUACUGCAUUAUGUGCACAAUCUAGAGGCAGUGCCUCAGAGAUAUGACUUGUGUAGUAGAUCCUCAGCUGCCAAACGCAAAAAUCGUGAUUGUCUAAGGGGCGUCAGAGUUUGCAGUUGGAAGCUGAUCGUCUACCUCCAGACCAUGAGCUUUCCGAAUAUUGACUGCAUGUCUUUGGUUUGA
Molecule: messenger RNA, 771 nt
Organism: Nannizzia gypsea CBS 118893
Lineage: Eukaryota; Fungi; Ascomycota; Eurotiomycetes; Onygenales; Arthrodermataceae
Exons: 5
Coding region: 1-771 (256 amino acids)
Molecular function (GO): S-adenosylmethionine-dependent methyltransferase activity
Source: RefSeq, a predicted model, not a curated record